UCCGAAAGCCAAAACGAAAAAGCAACUCGAAAAAGAUUCAAAGAAAAACCAGCGAAAAGAAAUGGCCAUUCGACGUGCGCUGUCCUAAGUCUUUGCCGUAACCACAAAACGAAUCUUUUCUUGUUGCAGAGGCAACGAAUCUGCGAUGGACGAUGCAACGAAAACCAUAAAUAUUUUGAUUGAAACGGAGAGACUGGCGGACAAAAUACUUCAGAACAAACACGAAAUUGUGGCUUUGGACAAACGACGUCAAGACACACGGGAAGCUAUUCGAGAGUUGGGCAAAUGUGAGGAGAAGAAAGCUUGGAUUACAGUUGGAUCGAUGCUGAUAGAAAUGAAGAAGGAGAUGGCUUUGGAACUAUUACAAACAGAUCAAAAUGUGAUACAUCAGGAGAUCAACAAACUGCGCAGUGAUCAAAAAGUACUACUUGGACAGCAUCGAGACUUGGAAUUCUCCGAUCCCCUCAAAGGCUUCGAUUUAAAUCCAUUGAGCAGAGACGAAAUAGGCGUACUGCGAACGAAUCUGCCCGGGCUUUAGCUUCUUUUACUGUCAAAACUGAUCGAAAACCCAAUGAAUUGUUGGAAAUAAAAUUUUUGUACAAAGCGCA
This is a messenger RNA of Bradysia coprophila, 608 nucleotides long. It is a transcript of the gene Pdrg1, whose product is annotated as Pdrg1 prefoldin-like subunit. NCBI's taxonomy places the organism in Eukaryota, Metazoa, Arthropoda, Insecta, Diptera, Sciaridae. The record is from RefSeq and is a predicted model, not a curated record.